Messenger RNA from Anopheles cruzii, 1101 nucleotides. Its product is annotated as methylenetetrahydrofolate reductase (NADPH). The transcript has a single exon. Gene Ontology annotation, molecular function: methylenetetrahydrofolate reductase [NAD(P)H] activity; FAD binding. Gene Ontology annotation, biological process: tetrahydrofolate interconversion. The record is from RefSeq and is a predicted model, not a curated record. Gene Ontology annotation, cellular component: cytosol. NCBI's taxonomy places the organism in Eukaryota, Metazoa, Arthropoda, Insecta, Diptera, Culicidae. Bases 101 to 1069 code for a protein of 322 amino acids.
UGCUGCACCUUCCGUGCAACCGAGGCCAAACGCGAAGAUUCGUGAGCAGAAUUUUAAAAUAAACAACAAAUUACUCUCGCCAGUGUUACGCAACGAGACGAUGGAGGUCAUGAUCGCACAGACGGCUACGCAGGGCACUGGAAAUUUGCGCGACCAGCUACAGGAAAUCUUCCACCCCGCCACGGGCACCAGUUCUGCCGCCGCGUUCUCGGUGGAAAUAUCGACCAAAGAUGACACCGCCAUCAUCGAGCGGCUGCGUGGCUUAUCGCCCCAACCGAUUUUCUGCUCGCUGCCCUGGGUUUCGGAUGAAAAUUUGCGCUACGAGGACGACUUCAGCCGGACGCCAUCGCUACGGUUGGCGGGCCAAUUGCAGCAGGCCCGGUACACGGUCGUGAGUCACCUAUCGUGCUACAAUCUGACCGAGCGGCAGGUGCAGAAGAUACUGGCCACCGGCCUGGUGCGCAAUCUGUUCAUCGUACGCGGUGACACCGUUAAUCCGACGCAGCGCUUUACCCACUCAUUCGACCUAGUCGCCUAUCUGCGCCGCGACCCGGUUGAGGAUAGUCCCGAUCGCAGCACCACCGCCUCAUCCGUGCGCCUCACGAUCGGUGUCGGUGGUUACCCGCAGGGACACCACCAGUCACGAUCGGCGGACGACGAGUUACGGCAUCUCGCCGAAAAGGUUGCGCUCGGGGCCGAUUUUCUGCUCACGCAAACGCUGUACGAUGCGGCCUCGUUCUUUCACUACCGGGACCGGUGUCGGGCGGCCGGCAUUAGCAUCCCGCUGGUGCCCGGUAUCUAUCUGCCGCACUCGUACCGUCAGCUGCAAACGAUGUUGGGCUUUACGCGCGUUACACUGCCACCGGCGGUACGGGACACGUUCGAGGCGCACGCCGGCGACAAGCCGGAGGAGUUUGAAGCAUUCGUGGUGGAGUACUUUUCUGGCGUCGUCAGUGAGCUGCUGGCCCCAAACGAGAUCGCAGGUGAUCCGGUGAAAUUGGUGCACUUUUUCACCUUCAACAACCUGAGGCUGCUUCAGCAGGUCCUUGAUCGCGUCAAGUUCGAAUAAAGAGAACGGGUCCAGGUCCGGGACCGGCUUCA